AUGGCAUCUACGUUGGGCCACAUUAGAACUUGUCAAAAUUGCGCUCGCGGCAAAAUCCGAUGUAUCCGAGCUCCGGAUUCUUCUAUCUGCGAUCGGUGUCGCCGUCUUGAUAAGGAGUGCUAUUUUCGGCCCGCUCGGUCUCGCUAUAAUCCUGCCAAAAAGGGAACACGAGUCGAGGCUCUCGAAGCAAAAGUGGAUCAGCUUCUAGCAAGAGUUGUCAAUCAACAUAUUCAACCCCAGCUUGAUGUUCCUACAACUCUGCCUCAUCCAGAGCGUGAUUCUUUCCAAGAUAAACACCAAGAUGUUAUUGCUCGCGGGGUUGUCUCGUACGAUGACGCCCUGAAGCUUCUUGAAUCAUUUAGGCAAAAUCUGAUGCCAUGUUUUCCAUUUGUCAUUAUCGCACCGGAAGUGACGCUAACUCAACUACGAACGGAGAAGCCGUUUCUGUUGCUGGCUAUUCUCAAGGCCUCGUCAUACAAGGAUGUAGCUGCUCAACAGAUUUUGGAAGAGACUUUCCAAAGAGCGGUUGCUGACCAAAUGAUCUUCGCCCAUAAUCCAUCUAUGGACGUAUUGUUGGGACUUCUUGUGGCUUUAGCUUGUCGCUCGACAAUAUUGCAAAAGGAUCGCAUGAUGACUCGGUUAUCAUAUGUUGAAAAGCAUGCACUUGAAUUACUGUCGAAUGCCGAGCUUGCUAGUGAUCGCUACUUGAUCCACUUAGUAAGAUUGCAACAGAUCUUUGAACGGAUCGAUGACGCUGUGGUCACUGCUGCGAACUCAGUACGAGAGGCCGAUAUGCAUGCGUUUCAGGCCGAGAUCGACGAGUACAGAACGACUUUGCCCGCAACUUUCUCGGAAAAUUCACUUCUACAAUUUCAGCUACACACCCUACAGCUAUUUCUCUGCCAGGCUUGUUUAUUUGAAAAACAUGAAACAGCCACAUUUUUCCCCGGUUCUCGCCACUAUAUGGACGCCGGGCUUCCACCACAUCUCCAAAGUGGUCACCAACCAUUAGAUUUAUCACCUUUCCAGGUCGAAUUUCUCAAUCGUGGCAUGACCGAAGCAAAGAAAUUCUUCGAUUACCUGCUCAGAUUUGCUCCGGAUACUUAUCGACUGAUAAGUCAUACCCAAUGGCUUCAAACUGGCUUCAAUCUGGUUCUGGGUUGCAAACUUGCCGUGACGGGGGCGAAAUAUGCCCCGCGAAGUCCACAUGUUCUUGCACUAUGCUCGGCUCUCAACAUGCCGCAAGUUCUGCGGGCCGUAUUAAAGCGCAUCCAAUGGCUCAGCAAGGAGAGAUUGACUACAGAUGGGAAGCAACACUCCAAAUACUUCUACGAGGCAUGGCUGUGGCAUAUUCUUGAAUGGUUCGAGCAAAAAUAUCAUCUGGUACCCUUGGAAGAUACGACUCAGGUGCCUACAGGAUUGUCCGAUAGUCGUCUCAGUUCGUCCGUUUACAAUGGCCCAUCCGCGCAGAAUGUACCGCCGACAGGCGAAGAUUAUGACGCCACACAAGGGGCACAGGCAGAUGACACUGGUCUAUGGCCGGACUUCCUCUGGAACAUAAGCACGGAUGACAUACUUAAUGGGUACAUGGGGUUUCUGGAUAUGCCCUAUCCCACGUUACAGUCUGGAGAUGAGAUGUCACUACCAUGA
Molecule: messenger RNA, 1650 nt
Organism: Penicillium soppii
Lineage: Eukaryota; Fungi; Ascomycota; Eurotiomycetes; Eurotiales; Aspergillaceae
Product: Zn(II)2Cys6 transcription factor domain-containing protein
Exons: 5
Coding region: 1-1650 (549 amino acids)
Biological process (GO): regulation of DNA-templated transcription
Cellular component (GO): nucleus
Molecular function (GO): transcription cis-regulatory region binding; zinc ion binding; DNA-binding transcription factor activity, RNA polymerase II-specific
Source: RefSeq, a predicted model, not a curated record